Trichoderma virens Gv29-8 is the source of this 1287-nucleotide messenger RNA. RefSeq lists its product as uncharacterized. The transcript has 2 exons. The coding region runs from base 1 to 1287 and encodes 428 amino acids. Lineage: Eukaryota; Fungi; Ascomycota; Sordariomycetes; Hypocreales; Hypocreaceae. The record is from RefSeq and is a predicted model, not a curated record.
AUGGAUUACCGUAUCAUCAAAGAUGAAAAGGUCCAGCAAUGCUCAAUCAACAACUUCAAAUCAGACCUCUCAUUCCUGGAUCCCGCACAGCCCAUCCAGGCCGCCGAGUUCCUCCUCCGCAGAGACCGUCUCGCUCAGGCCCUCGCCGCCAACAAGGUCGAUGCUUUCGUCCUUGAGCCGGGCUACACGUUCCAGUACUACGGUAACAUCUCGCAGCAGGAUUGGGAACCGUGGGAGCCUGAGGAGCGGCCGUUCCUCAUGCUCAUCAUGCCGCAGACUUCGUCCGACGGCAGCGUAUCUGCAAAGACGGUGUUCUUGUCGCCGCAUUUUGAAGAGGGGCGUGUUCGCAUGCUAGGCAUCCCGUCUCGUGACCCGGAGCUGGACAUUGUCAUCUGGGAAGAGCACUGGAACCCGUACACAACACUGCUCCAGUCGAAGCUCUUCAGCGGUAACCAGGCCCCCACGCUCAUGGCCGACGAGGAAAUGCGCGACUACAUUGUCCGCGGCCUCGACGCCGCGGGCUUCCGCACCGUCGGUCUGAGCCCCGAAGCAGAGCUCGUCAGGCAGCUCAAGACGCCCGCCGAAGUCGAGCUCCUGCGGGCCGUAAACACCGGCACCGUGGCCGCCGUGCGGGCCAUGCGGCCGUGCCUCGUCCCCGGCCUGACGGAGAACCAGGUCACUUCUAUUCUAGACCAGACCAUGCUAUCCAUCGGCUUCAGCCUCUUCUUCAACAUCGUCCUCUUCGAGGAGCAUGGCGCGCUGCCCCACGGCGGCUUCGUCACGGGCGACAAGAAGCUGACGUACGACACGAUGGUCGUCAUCGACGUCGGCGCUCACUACCUCGGCUACUCGUCCGACAUUUGCCGCAGCUUCAUGAUUGACGCACCACCAGGGAGAACACACUCCGACCCCCUGCGGACCGAAAAGGAGAGCGUCUGGAGCAUCGUCCUGGACGCGCAGACGGCUGCCGCCAAGGCCAUGAAGCCCAACAACACCGCCGCCAGCGUCGACAUUGCCGCUCGUUCUGUGAUUGAAGCUGCCGGGUAUGGAUACGGAUUUACGCAUCGUCUGGGCCACGGCAUUGGCAUCAAGGCACACGAGUCUCCGUAUCUGAACAAGUGGAAUACUGGCGCGCUGCUCCAGCCGGGAAUGGCAUUCACGAACGAGCCGGGCGUCUAUCUGGAGGGCAAGUUUGGGGUCAGGCAUGAGGAUAUUUACCUGGUUAAAGAAGACGGCGAGGCAGAGCUCCUCACAGGUCAGCGGGCACGAGGGAUGUAUGAGCCUUAA